Messenger RNA from Adineta ricciae, 444 nucleotides. Lineage: Eukaryota; Metazoa; Rotifera; Eurotatoria; Adinetida; Adinetidae. The record is from the annotation of a GenBank genome assembly.
AUGUACAACCAGCUGAUUGUGCUGCUCGAUCGUCAUAUCAAUGUUUCGGGCAACAGUUUGCGUGCAAAAUUAACUAUGGAUGAAUCUCAAUGUGUGAAGAUCUUUACCGCAAUAGAUCCGUGUCUUACGUUUCUCGAGCAGAGCAUCAACAAGCGAAUCUUUGUCAUUGUGCCUGGUUCAUUCGAUCCAACGACAGUGCUAUCGAUAUGCGAUCAUAAACAUGUACAUCACAUCUAUUCACUUCAUGGAGAUAUUGCAAGUCAUACCAAUUUGGCAGAAGGUUAUGCAAAUAAAUUAACCACGUUCAAUCAUGAAGAUAACUUAAUAGGUCGACUUUUCCAAGAUAUUGAAAACUAUCUACGUCAACAAGCAAACGAAUGCAUCAUACAAGCCAAUAUUUACAAAGAACGUGCGAAACAGGUUAGCACAGGGUGCUGUGGUUGA